Molecule: messenger RNA, 1116 nt
Organism: Juglans microcarpa x Juglans regia
Lineage: Eukaryota; Viridiplantae; Streptophyta; Magnoliopsida; Fagales; Juglandaceae
Product: lon protease 2-like
Exons: 1
Coding region: 102-947 (281 amino acids)
Source: RefSeq, a predicted model, not a curated record
UAGAAUAAAAUGAAGUAUCGAGUGUAUUCCCUCAAAACAGGCAUAUAUGGCAACCUGACCUCAAGUUUCUCUUGAAACAAACACGGCAGACGCCCAAGGAAAUGGCUCUUCUUCAGCUCAUUCCUUCCUCCUCUUCGUCUCUCUCUACCAAACCCACUUUAAACCCUAAUAACAUUCCCUCUCCCUUAAACCCAAACUCUUUGUUAUUUUCAAGGAGAACUAAUUCCCUCCGCAGACAGCGAAGCAACUCUCUCCGGUGUUCCGCCUCCUCUUUCUCCGAGAAGCACCAUACGAAUCCUCCCAAGUCCAACGACGUCGUAGAGCUCCCCCUCUUCCCCCUACCGCUCGUGUUGUUUCCUGGCGCGAUUCUCCCCCUACAGAUCUUCGAGUUCCGGUAUCGGAUGAUGAUGCACACUCUCCUCCAGACCGAUCUUCGCUUCGGCGUCAUAUACUCCGACGCUGUUUCGGGCACCUCCGACGUCGGAUGCGUCGGAGAGGUGGUCAAGCACGAGCGCCUCGUCGAUGACCGGUUCUUCCUCAUCUGCAAGGGACAGGAGCGGUUCAGAGUGACCAACCUCGUCCGCACCAAGCCGUACCUCGUCGCCGAGGUGACGUGGCUGGAGGACCGGCCAUCCGGAGACGGGGAAGAGGAUCUAGAGGCGCUGGCGAACGAGGUCGAGGCGCACAUGAAGGACGUGAUUAGGCUUUCGAACCGGCUUGGCGGGAAGCCGGAGAAGGAGGCGCAAGACCUUCGGCGGAACCUGUUUCCGACCCCAUUUUCGUUCUUCGUUGGGAGCACCUUCGAGGGCGCCCCGAGGGAGCAGCAGGCCUUGCUUGAGUUGGAGGACACCGCGGCGAGGUUGAAGAGGGAGAAGGAGACAUUGAGGAACACGCUCAAUUACUUGACGGCGGCUUCUGCGGUUAAGGAUGUAUUUCCUUCUUCCUAAUCGGAGGUACUGAAUCGAAUGAAAAGUACUCUUGCGUAAUUUUACACUGUUUCAAUAAUUUAGCUAAAGUUGUAAAUUUUUCUUUUUAUGUUUAAUUGGAAGUGUAGUUUUAGUUAUUAGAUAGUUGCGGUACCGAAUAGUUUUAUAUAUACUGGAUAAAAUUUGUCAA